AUGAAGUUCCCGACGGAAGAAGGAGUCGGAGAAGUGAAGGGGGAUCAGACCCAGGCGAGAAGAUGUUAUAAUACGUCUCUCAAGAGGGUCUCGGAUCCGACUCCUAUUGUCAUUAGUACAGUAGGAGGGAAUAACAGGAAUGACCCAAAGGGGGAGCCAACUGAACCUCUGGAGGAUGUGGUAGUAAGUGGAGACAAGACUUUGAAGAUUGGGACGCAGCUUAGUCCCAGAAUCCGAGACGGCCUCAUCAUCUUCCUAAGAAGGAAUUUAGAAGUUUUUACGUGGACUCACAAAGAUAUGCCAGGAAUUGAUCCUGAAGACAUCCUCCACCAGCUAAAUGUGGAUCCAAGAGUGCAACCGGUGAAGCAAAAAAGAAGAAAAUUCGCCCCUGAACGGAAUGUAGCCAUAGCAGAAGAAGUUGAGAAACUUCUCAAGGCUCGUUUCAUUGAAGAAGUAUAUUAUCCCAACUGUUUUAUGGACGCCUUCUCUGGCUACAACCAGAUAUACAUGCAUCCAGAAGACCGUGAGAAAACUGCGUUCAUAACUGACCGAGGCCUGUACUGUUAUAAAGUCAUGCCCUUCGGUUUGAAGAACGCAGGGGCAACAUACCAGAGGCUGAUAAAUAAGAUGUUCCGAGACCAGAUCGGACGCAAUAUGGAAGUAUAUGUUGAUGACAUACUAGUCAAGAGUGUGUUGCCACAAGACCACAUACUCGACUUGCAAGAGACGUUCACAACCUUGAAGAAGUACGGGAUGAAGUUGAAUCCCUCAAAAUGUGCAUUCGGAGUUUCAUCAGGAAAGUUCCUUGGUUACAUGCUCCAGCAAUUGACAGGAAGGAUAGCUGCAUUAAAUCGGUUCAUUUCACGAUCAACCGAUAAAUGUCUUCCGUUUUUCAAAGUCUUGCGAAAGGCCUUUGAAUGGACAGACGAAUGCGAAGAAGCCUUCGGACAGUUGAAAGAAUACCUGAUGAGCCCGCCUUUGCUGAGCCAGACAAUACCUGGGGAGGUACUAUAUUUGUAUUUAGCCGUGUCCCAAACGGCUGUCAGUGCCGCAUUAAUCCGAAAAGAAGAGGGAGCUCAAAAGCCUGUAUACUUCACAAGUAGGGCUUUGAGAGGCGCUGAAGAAAGGGUAUUGAUUGAAUACCCUCUAAAGAAAGUACUAAGAAAGAUAGAUCUUUCGGGAAGGUUAGCCAAUUGGGCUAUUGAACUAGGAGAAUUCGACAUUGAGUUUCUCCCUUGGAAUUCUCUCAAGGGCCAGGCACUGGUUGAUUUUCUAGCAGAAUUCACUAAUUUGCCAGACAUCACCAGCUGGCCAAGUGAUGAGACUUGGGUAAUCUACGUAGAUGGAUCAUCUACAAAGAAGCAUGGUGGAGCUGGGAUAGUAAUGAUUACUCCCGAUGGGGAAGAAUUAUGUAGUUCAUUGAAGUUGAAGUUCAAGACCACAAAUAACGAGGCUAAAUACAAGGCAGUUUUGGCAGGACUCGGUUUAGCCCUUGAAAUGGGAGCUGAAUUUGUGGAAAUACGGAGUGACUCCCAAGUUGUUGUAGGGCACAUCAGAGGAAAAUUUGAAGCCAAGGGAGACAAGAUGAAGUUAUACUUAUCUAAGGUGCAUGAUUUGCAAGCUUUAUUUAAGAAGUUUAGCAUUGUGAAAAUUCCGAGACCAGAGAAUGAAAGAGCAGACCAGUUGGCCCGGAUAGCCUCAACGGCCAGUAAAGAGAUUGAAGCCAAGACUCCUAUCCAAAUUCUUCUACAAUCAUCAGUUACCGAGAUGGUGUCGGUCUUGACAGCCGAGACCGUACCUAAUUCGCAACUAGAAAUCGUGGAAUACCUGGAAAAAGGAGUACUUCCCUCAGAUAAAAGGCUUACUAUCCGGUUGAAGGUAAGGGCAGAAAGGUUUACAAUGAUAAAUGGAAUCCUUUACAAGAGGGGUUUCAUGUUGCCACUAUUAAAGUGUGUUUCAAAGGAGGAGGGAGAUUAUAUCCUUAAAGAGAUCCAUGAAGGAAUUUGUGGAAGCCAUUCUGGAGCAAGGAUGCUGGUACAUAAAGCAGUCUGA
Molecule: messenger RNA, 2052 nt
Organism: Corylus avellana
Lineage: Eukaryota; Viridiplantae; Streptophyta; Magnoliopsida; Fagales; Betulaceae
Source: RefSeq, a predicted model, not a curated record